Molecule: messenger RNA, 1089 nt
Organism: Venustampulla echinocandica
Lineage: Eukaryota; Fungi; Ascomycota; Leotiomycetes; Helotiales; Pleuroascaceae
Exons: 1
Coding region: 1-1089 (362 amino acids)
Source: RefSeq, a predicted model, not a curated record
AUGAGGAAUGAAGAUGGCGUUACCGUCGGCAGCACGACGAGCUCUUUCGCCAUUUCGAUGACCGAGUCGGCGUUCAUGGCCAUCGCAUUCUAUAAUGUGAUCGAACUCCACUUCAACCUAUUUUUCACGUUUAAGAGGUGGAAGGGCCUUUACUUCUGGGCCGUUCUUACUACGAUGUGGGGGGUUGCUAUAAAUGGAUUAGGGGUUGUCCUCGAGACCUUCGUGCUUUCGGACGACAGCCUACCUCAUGUCAUGCCCAUCGUCACGGCGCUCCUCGUGGGAUGGGUCAUGAUGGUCACCGGACAGUCGGUUGUUCUUUAUUCUCGAAUUCAUCUGGUGGCUAGCAAUCAGAGACUGGUUCGAGGGGUCCUUUGCAUGAUCAUUUUCACGGUGGUUACCCUUCAUAUCCCCGUCUCGAUCGUGGUCUACGUGAUGAAAGCCUCACCCGGGGGGGUGAUUGCGAAAAUAUAUGACGUCUACGAACCAGUCCAACUCACCAUUUUCACCGCUCAAGAGGUCAUAAUUUCGGGAAUAUACAUCUACUCUACCAUCGAGAUACUUCGUCCCAUCCUCCAACAAUUUGGUGGACAGAGGGCCAAGAAUACCUUUCAGCGCCUCAUCUACAUCAAUCUGUUUAUUAUAAUGCUGGACAUCACUCUUAUCAGCCUCCAGUACGCCGGCUACGACGAACUGCAGCAUUUUUACAAAACUCUCGUGUACAGCCUCAAGCUGAAGCUGGAAUUUGUGAUUUUGAACCAGCUAGUCGAAGUCACAAAACGCAACAGGAUAAAUGGCCCCGACACUACGAUUCCCUCCGGCUCGGCUACGAAAUAUAUGGGCAGGUUUGGGGACAGCACCACCAAACGGACUGCCGAAGGCUCUGAUAAUGGUUAUAGUGUAUUCGUGGGGUCGAACAACAUCGCGCUGGAGGACGCGGACAGCGCUCGCAUUCUGAAAACGACAAGGACGGUCGUUGAACAUAAGGAAUCACCAACGUCUGACUAUGCUACGAAAGAGAGAAAGGUUACGGAAGCCCGAUUGUCACAGUCAUCCUCGCAAGUACAACUUGCGGAGGGAGGAUUCGAGUAG